This is a messenger RNA of Zootermopsis nevadensis, 3500 nucleotides long. Lineage: Eukaryota; Metazoa; Arthropoda; Insecta; Blattodea; Termopsidae. The record is from RefSeq and is a predicted model, not a curated record.
AGUACUUCGUAUUUCGUCACGCUGACAACAGCCCCGCCUCUCCCACUCCUUGGUUACACAGUUGAGAAUGGAUAGGAAAUGUAUGAUGAACCACCAUACUUAUUGUUACUUACUUAUUGUGUUGGUAGCAAAGUUUUUAUUGCAGAUAUUUUCUUUUCCUUAGUCCUUCGGUUUUGGCCCACGACACCAGUUGUUUAUAUGAGCCUAUAUCCAUAGGUAACAUCGAUAAAGAUAAUCGACUGUCGUGACUGAUACAGUAACCUUCAUUUUGCGCCCAUGUUUGUAGAAAAUAUCGUUAAACUUAGCUGAUUUCUCUGAACUGGUAUUUGAAAUGUUACAUUACCAAGAAGCAAUAAAUAAAAAGUAUGGUUAUUCUAGAAAGGAUGCAACAAGUAAAACCAUUACAUUGCUGUCUCCAUCAUCCUUUACUGUGUUGCCUUGGUACCCAACAAGCAAUAAAAAUGACAAACUUACAUCAUCAAUGGAAAUUAAAGCCAAAAGUCAUCAUAUUAUACAUACAAAAAUUAUUCAUUCUGGAACAAUCUGUAACUCAACAGAGUCCAGAGUUCCUAACGUAAGUGUCACUGUUUUGAAGAACUUGCCAGAUUUUGUCAAAAGCAAACAGUUUCUGACAAUAAUACAAACUGGUCCACAUAAAUAUGACAGAGUUCAAAUGGAGAAACAUCCAUAUGAGAGAGAAUUAUUGUUUAAUCUGGAAAUAAAUGAGUUUUGCAUGCACAGACAUGCACCUUAUCUAAAUACCUGGGGUGCUGGAGAGUCAGCAAGCAAUAUUUAUGCUGAUCACUUACAGCGGGCAUUCGUAAAAGCCGAUACCGCGGUUAUAUCCACAAUGAUCAAGUUCCUUAAAAACUGUAAUAGUGCGAUAAACAGUCAUCACGUACAUGACACUGGCUCAAGUACAACAUACAAAAUGUUGUGUGUUUCAAACAGCAACAUGGCAAGUGCCUCUGAGAAUCAUGGUGAACAAAGUGAUUAUCAUAUCAGUGAUUUAGAAGAAGAUAAAACUGUCAGCAAAAUUGAUCUGUCAGUAACUCGGCAAACAAAAUACUUGCAUGCAAGUAACAUCCUCUGGUAUUCCUUGCCUGUUGUUCUUUUUAAUGAAGAAAUGCCAUUGUAUACUGAUAACAUAAGUUUGUUUAAUACAUCAUAUUCAUGGCUGGAAGGUGAGAAAAGUCAAGUACUAGAAACAUACAAUGCAAUCUGUAAAAACAGACAUAUUCAGUCUGCAUGUAUCGCAAACAGCAUUUCAAGUUGCUCCAACAAGCAUUCAAGCAUGUUAGCCGAAUGCAUAUCUUUCGAUGACAGUAGUAGGAAGGUCAGUUCAGUUAAAAUCUGGGAAUAUUCUGAUGACAGAAAGGUAAUUAAUAAAAAUAAUGAACCCUUUACAUCAAGUGUUGUGCUACAUGAAGAUGAUGUCACAAUAGAAAGUGAGGCGUCAACAAGUUUGGAGGAACACGGUCUUGAUACAGAUGGAAGAGAACUAUCAGACAUUGAAAUGCAGAAGAAAACAAUGGAUGCUGAUUCAGUGUACCAUUUACGUGAUUUUACAAGAGACAGUACAGAUGAAACUGGUUUUGGAGGACAUCCCAUAAUAAAGUUCCAUAAAUUACAGAGCUUGUCUCAACCAUCCUUACCUACAUAUUGGCUUGACAGUAGCACAGAUGACGAACCUGAUGAUGGAAGUGACAGUCUCAGUGAGACUUUCACAGAAUGUGAAGACAUUCACCAGGAAAAUAUACCGAAACUGCUGGGGGCUGUCACAGAAGUUAAUAAGGGAAAAGAGGACACAGAGACAAUGCCUCAUGACACGCUUAACGCAGUUCCUUAUGAAACUGCUGAAGAAGAAACAGUACUUAUUGACUCUAACAAAAAUGUGCACACAAUUGAGUCAGGCCAUUUGGUUAUUAACACUAAAUCAAAUGUAAAUACUUGUUUUAAUGAACUCUGUAAUAAAUUACAUAAUUUUCACUCAAAAAAUAAUCUGAUAUUUUAUGAAGAAACGAAACUGUUGAAUUCACCAUCAUUUGACAUGAAUGGUGGUAAUAAUGCCCAUGUAGUUCCAUUUGGAACUAUUCGGGAUUCAGAUAUUUGGUACAGAGAAAAUGCCCUUGAAUUGGAAUCUGAAAUCAGCCAAAAUAUAAAUGGAAAUGAAGAUCAAGUCAAUGAAAGAAAUGAAAAACAGAAUCCCUUGCUCUCACUACCCAACAGUGAAAAAAUAUUCAGUGUUGAUACAAUAAUUCCAGAUGGAAACGCACAAUUCAAAGUUCAGAUCCUGUCAGAUAAUGCUAAUCCACAGAACAGGCCCAAAACUAAGAAGACACAUACAGAAGAGAGAUACUAUUCUCAUCCCAUACUUUCAGCAUGUGAUAGUAAUUAUGCCCAUGGUGAAAAUGUUCAAAACAAAGUAUGUGCACUAACUUUACCAAGUAAUACUAAUACAAGCAAAAGCCAGGUGGAUGUACCUACAUCACAGACACAUGGGGCACAGGAAGAAAUCUAUGACCUUACUGAAGCUAAUAGCAAAAUUCAUAACAGAUAUAAACCUCAUAUGAAAAGGGGCAAUAUAUCAAGUCCAAAAUACAUAUCUGCACAAAAAUCACAAAUUUUCACAAGAUCAGUUUCACCAGAUGACGUUUGUAGCAGUGAUGUAAAUCAACAUCUACCUGGUCAGAAUGAACAAGCCGUUUUUUAUAAUUCAGCUUCAAAGUCUGUAUCAGAUUGUUGGGAAGUAAAUAAUCAAACACAACAAGUAUCUUGUCCUGGUAUACAGAAUAACUACAGUCACAAUCAAAUGGCUCAAGUUCAUAACAGACAUCUAGAAGACACUCUGCAUUCAUGUGUGGACAUGGCUAUUAAAAAGUAUGAAAAUGACAUAUCAUGUUAUACAGAGGCAAAACCAACACGAGAUGUUACAGUACAAACAAAUAUAAGAAGCUUCAGCAACUUGUGGAAUAAGAAUUAUUGUUUCUUGUGUUUCAACAAUUACAAUCAAUUUAAUAAUAAUGGUUUGAAAGAUGGAAACCAUCAGAAUUUAGCUUUGAAGAGAAACAUUGAAGCUCUCUACCUGGAGUCUGUUUCUGUACACAAGAAAGCAAGACAUACCACAAGACUUGGACGCAUCAACAUUCCUCCGAGUAUUUGACAUCCUUAAACGAAGGGGGCACUACUGGAAGAAUUCUUCUUGUGGCACUUAUGAGGGUCUGCACAACUACACAAGACGUUAUGUUCCAUUAUCAACUGGCAUCAAUACUUGGAGGAUGAUUCUUUCCAUUGGAUUCUAGCUUAAUCAUCAUGCUCAUAUUACAAGAAUUAUGGAAAUAAUGAAGAAGGCUGGCAAAUGUACUAAUAACUUGAAGGUUCAGGAGUCACUGAUACAAGAGAAUCUUAGUUUACAAAGGAGCAUGCAAAUCAUGCAUAGAAUACGAAGAGGAAAACUUAAUACAGAUUCACAUCUACAACACUUUAUUUUUUAUAUAAAG